Molecule: messenger RNA, 952 nt
Organism: Metarhizium acridum CQMa 102
Lineage: Eukaryota; Fungi; Ascomycota; Sordariomycetes; Hypocreales; Clavicipitaceae
Source: RefSeq, a predicted model, not a curated record
AUGCAGCGCAACGACCUCCUCCAUAUUCGGUCUAGUGCAGCUGGUCUUCCUGGGCCAUAUCUGCAAGAAAACAUGGCGCCGUACGAAAUUCUCGACAAAAUAGGCGAAGCAAAACCACGGACCAUUCUUCUUAUACAGGGGCAUACUGAGCAAGGCGAUGGUCUCAAGGGCGCCAUGAGAUUCCCAUAUAGAAAAUUCGCCAUAGCCCUUCAGCGUCAAGGGUCUAACUUAGUGGUGAUGUGCGACAUGCACAAGCAACCAGGCAACGCCAUACCUCGCAUCAUAGCGGGGCCCGUUCCAGGCAACUACUGUUACCACCUGGUGCAACAGCCGCCCGCAACCAUGACAGAUUUGGCUUACAGAGUUUAUUGCGAUGUCUUUGCUUUAUUCAGCGACAUAGUGUUAAUCUCUGUAGCGGAUUUCGGUGGACUUGAACGGGUCCUGUCGUUUGUAUGCUCUUGGGUCCUGCGCCGACAGUUGCAAAAACCCAAGCUUCGGACUCACUUUGUUGUCGCAACUGACAAAUACUGCUUAAAGGACAUUCAAUUUGAACUUCUAGCUACUAUGAUGGCAGACCAGUGGACACAAUCAGUGGCGAGUGUAAAAAGAACAAUAAGUGAUUAUACAGAGCUCAGCGUUAUUAACGGAGCUUCUGCCAGCCCUGGCCUGGUAGUAAAGCUAUUUGGUCUCAGGAACCAUCGACAAGCUGAAGGGCUUCACUUCACUGGGUCCGAUACUAAAAUACUUCUUCGCGCCGCUAUUGCACAUUAUACUGCCAAACCCAUGGAGACAUUCAAUUUGGUCGCCGCAUCCCGCCCGUCAUGGCCAGUCCCUGAAGAACUGGGCCACCACAUUGGAGAAUUUUUGGCGGCUUGCCCUCCAGAGCCUGUGGACCAUUACCCUAUCAUUGCGUCCGCACUUGUAAUGAACGCAUUUCACCCAGGAUUACACU